CCAAAUGCGGCGUACCACUGUUCGAGCACAUAUGACUGCUGACUGUCUUCGUGUAUUCCAACGAAUCGGGUCCGAGAAAGUUGCCACAUCCAAUGAGUACGUACGAAGACAACGUCCACGUGGAUCUAAGUGAACGAAGGUCUUAAAAUAAAGACAGUAUACCGAUGCGAACCUCACGUGGAUGGUAGAUAUGACUUCCGCGGCCCGCCCGACGCAUUAUAUGCCACAAUCCCAUGGAACUUUCCCACUAACAACGCUCAACCAGCCAUGAAGGUGUUCACUCCAUGUGUUGCAUUAUAUGUGCUGUGUGCUCCAGCUUUGGCUCAAAGUCAACAAACUUUCUUGUCAGGCGAUGCGGAGCGAGUUGAGGGUAUUAAUAGCGCGUCCGGCGUUCGAACAUUACAGCUCUCGUCGAUCCCAACAGAUACGUUUACUAGCUUUUCUCAUCCUGCAUUUCCAGGAAGGAGCGCAAGGAUUAAAAAGUCGGACUUUUGUGAUGGUGGUAUUGCUGCAUAUACUGGCUAUAUUGAUGUUGGUCCGAAACAUUUCUUCUUCUACUUCUUUGAGAGUAGAAGCAACCCCGAUGAAGAUGAUGUCCUUCUCUGGACAAACGGCGGACCAGGCGCCUCCUCCGCCCUCGGUCUUUUUGUGGAACUUGGUCCGUGCCGGAUUACGAGUCCCAAUACUACAAAAUACAAUCCAUACUCCUGGAACACGAACGCAAAUAUUUUCUUCAUUGACCAACCCACCGGAACUGGCUUCUCAUAUAAUGACCUUGGAGACAUAGUUUCGACGACUGAAGAAGCUGCACAGGAUAUCGCCGCUUUCGUGGCCGUAUUCUUCGAGACUUUCGACAGGUUCAAGGGCAGAAACUUCCAUUUAAGCGGAGAAUCUUAUGGUGGACGUUAUCUUCCGGUCUUUGGAGCCGCCGUUUAUGACCAAAAUUCGUUGCUGAUUGAGAAAGGCUUUGAACCGAUUAACCUUAAAUCAGUUAUGAUAGGGAAUGGGGUGACUGAUCGGUUCACUAAUUUACGCUCGUAUUACGACAUGCAAUGCACAACUGCGGGAAUUGGGCCUCUGCAGCCCAUUUCAACGUGUGUUCGCAUGAAACAAGGGCUUCCUCGCUGUGAGAAGCAACAAAAGGAAGCCUGCAUUGAUCAUUUCGACUUGAUUGACUGCUCUUCUGCGUUCACCUUUUGUACAAAUGAGCUCAUGGCGCCUUACAACGCUGCAGGAUACAAUCCUUAUGACAUGACAAUGAAAUGCGAUGCUUUAGACUGUUAUCCAGAAGACAGGGACGUCACCGCCUUCCUGAACAAUGCGACUACUCAGAAAGCGCUCGGACUCGACAAGGGAAUGAAUUUCUCAACCAUUGCUCGGGCCGUCAAUUCAGCCUUCUUGGCUGCCGGUGACAAAACGCAUGACUCGAAGCAAUACGUUGUUGAGUUACUUGCACGCGGCGUCAAGGUCCUAAUAUAUGCGGGCACACAUGACUUCAUUUGUAAUUGGCUGGGAAAUGAGCGGUGGACGCUGGACUUGGACUGGCCCGGAAGGUCUGAAUUCUCAGGUAUUCCUCUGCAGGAAUGGUUUGUAGAUGAUAGCCCUGCUGGUAAGACACGCACAUAUGGAAAUUUUUCAUUUGCCACUAUAUACGCUGCUGGUCAUCUUGCACCGCAUGAUAAACCGGUGGAGUCACUGGCGAUGUUACAGCGCUGGUUGGCAGACAAGCCUCUCUGAGUCUAGCUUAUUCAAGAUGUGAAUUGAGAAAAACAGAGUUAUGCCAUUUUACGCAGUCGAACGGAUGAUCGAGAUUACGAAGGAACAACAUGAAUGCUACACAUUCCCUAUAUUAUAUGCUGUAUAUGAUGGCAGAAAAUAAGUCUUUGCAAACAUGUUUGCAGAUUCAUCAUGAACCGCGGGUAAUGGGGAAGUCGAAGAGGGCCAACGUCGAGACCGCACAUGUUCAAG
Fomitiporia mediterranea MF3/22 is the source of this 1968-nucleotide messenger RNA. Its product is annotated as serine carboxypeptidase. The record is from RefSeq and is a predicted model, not a curated record. The transcript has 14 exons. Gene Ontology annotation, biological process: proteolysis. Gene Ontology annotation, molecular function: serine-type carboxypeptidase activity. Lineage: Eukaryota; Fungi; Basidiomycota; Agaricomycetes; Hymenochaetales; Hymenochaetaceae. Gene Ontology annotation, cellular component: fungal-type vacuole. Bases 268 to 1737 code for a protein of 489 amino acids.